AUGUCCAUCUCGCUCGACGCCCUUGUAACCAGCACCGCCUCCCUUGAUCCCGACCAGCCUCCCAUCCUUCCUUUAGGCAGCGUACGCAUCACAGUCCGAGAGUCCUCGUGGUCAACACCCAACAUCGACAUUCUCCCUUUUCUGAAGGCAUAUAAGAACUUCCCAUCCUUGAAGCUGCACUUCGAACUCCCCGAACACGCGCGGACUGCUUUUGGCGAUGUGUUCAGCGUGAGGGAGAAUAAUAAGUGGUGGGUCGGUAUUGAAGAGCAUGUCGCGUUUAUACAUGUGUGGCCUGAGGUAUAUGGCGAGAGAGCUAAAGUUGGGAUUACGGUUACCAAGGAGUUUGAGAUGAAGUGGAGGAGUGGAAGGAGGGGAGUUAAGAAAGGUGUAUUGCUGGCUGCGUGGCUGCGUGAGAUGGGGUUGGAGGCUUUGGAGUGGGAUGCUUUAAGGGACGGGACCCGACGAAACGACAAUACCGGUAUCAAGAGGAUGUUUACACCCGUUGAGACUUCCAUCGGCGCCUUUCUGCUACACCAAGCGACUAGCAACCUCCUCUAUCAGAAUGGCGAUAUCCUGGGACUCAGCGGCUACCUGCGUCGACUCUUCUCUGCGCCUACGAAGGAACUGCUCGCUUUCUUCACGGGCAUGGCUGCCAGCUAUGUUCCGUUGAAGGCAUUAGCACCGCAGUUGAUCACGGAGUAUCCUGCUGUACAGACCAGUCCACAGAGUGCUCUGUUUACGCUAGCGAUUGGUGCUCUGAUAGGAUGGGGGACGAAGAUGUCGAAUGGAUGUACAUCUGGACACAUGCUGUGUGGACUCCCCAGACUGAGUGGACGCUCAGCAAUCGCUGUUGCUACGUUCUUUCCCGCGGCCAUCAUAACACAUCACCUCGUCAACCCAAACCUAUCGAGUCCGAUGUGCCCCGGUAGUGCACCAUGCUACACACCUGUGUAUCCGUCAACCGAGACAACCGCAUCUCUUCUCAUACUCGCCAUAUUCAGUAUCUUCGCCGCGCGAACCAUACCCAAACUCGUAGCCCAGGUCACGGUCGCACCCGCAACCAAGGACGCCAAACAUCAGCCCACAGAUACACAUACAGCUGCACGCCUUACGACGCAGUCCUUCUCGGGUCUUCUUUUCGCCCUCGGUCUUCACAUCUCGCAGAUGUCACAUCCUGAAAAGGUGGCCGCUUUCUUCUCUUUCCCAGAUCUACAACACUGGGACCCGUCACUCGCUCUGGUCAUACUCUUCGGCGUCCUACCCAACUUGAUUGAGAACCAGAUAAAAGGCUUCACCAGCCCGCCAUCUUUCGCCGACAAGUUCUCCCUACCUACAAAGACCUGCUCGAACGAUGUGCGUCUAUCCACUAAUGUCACGAUUCUCGAGGCGCCAUACAAGAAUGUCGCUGCCGCUGGGCCUCCGCCUCCGCCCCCUCGAACUCCUCCGCCCGGACUGCCAGAUCGGCCUCCUCCGAAUCCACAAAACGAACCUGCGACUGAUGAGGUCUGGGAUAGGUGCAGGAGAAAGGGAUGCACGCUCUCGUGGGCGAUGAGCCACGACGACAGCGAAGUCGGACCCCAGUACAACCCAGGACGUACCACGGCAGCAUCACCGUACCAGAAUCGUAAUCAACUCGGAAGAUGGUUCUGGCAGUAUUUUCAAUUUGAUCCAAGCGACGAGGCGGAUUCUUUUUUCAACUUCUAUUUGACAUGGGGUAUCGGUGAAGCACUCGCAAGUCUCGGACUCAACCCCAACGCAGACAGAUUCGAAGGUGGCGAGAACCACGUCGUCUCCUAUCAGCACAACUUGCCUGGAUUCGAUGAGGAUAUUGAUGAUCAAACGUACUAUGUUGACGGCAAGCAGUACCGGGCCACAGGUGCUGAUUUUACCUUCUCACUCAACAUCAACGAAGGCGUCAUCAUAGCAAUGAGCCGUACAAGCCCCAAGGAAAUAGGCAAGGGAAAGGACCCGCCAAUUACCGGUGACGGACUGCCACGCCUUAAUCAAUUCUCAGACGUGGCGUGGCUGGAGUGGCAACAUUUGAUGAACCAGAACAAUGGCGAUGUCAGAAAUAUGCGUUACUUCGUGUCUGUGUUGGUUGUCAACCGAGAGACUCAGGCAGUGGUGGCGAGAGCAUUGCGCACUCGAGGUAAAAAUCUAGACGAUUUUCCAGGGCAGACGUUCGAACGGGGGACAGACGAAAUGAACGCAAUCAUGGGCACGCCGAACAUGCAAGGCUUCGCAUAUAUGCUGGUUCAGCACAAAGCGCAGCUGGGCAACAUGUACAUCAAGAAGAUCCAAGUCUUCAAGUGCGUGACGAUGCGCGAGCCUCCUUGUAUCAUCGCGCAUGUAUCCAAGCCAGACGUCUGGGUUGACCCCGGGGGCGGCGAAUUCGUCAGACGCGACGCAGGCCAUAACGUAGCGCGUAUGCACAAGAUCUUCGCGAAGCUCUGA
This is a messenger RNA of Alternaria hordeiaustralica, 2454 nucleotides long. RefSeq lists its product as uncharacterized. Bases 1 to 2454 code for a protein of 817 amino acids. Gene Ontology annotation, cellular component: plasma membrane. The record is from RefSeq and is a predicted model, not a curated record. Lineage: Eukaryota; Fungi; Ascomycota; Dothideomycetes; Pleosporales; Pleosporaceae. The transcript has 5 exons.